Molecule: messenger RNA, 1115 nt
Organism: Papilio polytes (common Mormon)
Lineage: Eukaryota; Metazoa; Arthropoda; Insecta; Lepidoptera; Papilionidae
Product: UPF0605 protein CG18335-like
Exons: 7
Coding region: 184-927 (247 amino acids)
Source: RefSeq, a predicted model, not a curated record
AAAUGUCCAAUCAAUACAAACAAUACAAAUCACGUUAAGUUUAUAACAAUAUUACAAAAUUCAUGAGCAGUACAGAAUAGACACGAAAUUAUACGUAUUCAUGUUUUGAAAAAUUAUGAGUGAUUAAUUCCGGUGAUAGAGUAAAUUUUUUAUAUUAAAUAAAGAAAAUUAAAAUAAAAAAAUAUGGCUUUAGAUUUGGUUAGCAUCGCACAACCACAUUAUAUACCAGGAUACACUGGUCACUGUCCUGAAUAUAAAUAUCGAAUAGGUGACACUUAUGGAUCCACAACGCACAAGAUACUUUUGGAUCCUAGCGUUAACCAUUCAGAGAGGCUUGUAUUAUCAGACAGGACAGCGGAUGACUAUCAGAGGAAUGUUUAUGCGAUAGGUUUCUUGCCGCGGUUGAACGCGCAUUUCGGCCAGCGGUAUACGGUGGCGGCCACGGAAGCCCUGUCCGAGUUCGAAAGGACACAGCUAAACCAACGAGCGGCUAGGAAUCAGCUUGAAAGGGUUGUCGAUUUGCAGGCAGGGAAAGGACAGCCCUGGGAUUUAGCUGACAGAUUUCAUUCCUCGUUCGUACGCAACCAAAUAUGGGGAUAUAACCCCGCUGACUCCGUGCGUUUUACUGGCCAUGUGCCGUAUGGUUUUCAACGAUUUGGCGAAUCAUCAAAAAGACUUACCAAUUCGGCGCUUUGUGAUUUCUCUUCUAACUACAGAAGGAGACAAAGUACCGAAUGGGCACCUGUUAAUGUUGUCAAACCCGACCCUCCCCUAUCGAUCAAUCCUACUGAAAUCUACCACAAGCACGUCGGUAUGUUGCCAAACUACGCAGGACAUGUGCCCGGCUGUAUUUUCAGAUUUGGUAAAACAUAUGGCAAUGACACGCGAGACGCGAAGCGAUGGUUGCGCGGGGAUUUUAAACCGUGAAAAUGUCGCUUAUGUAAUAUUUUUAGCAUUUUUACCAACUUUUUUGAUAAGAUCCUUUUUAUUUCGUACAAUUUUAAUAUUGAUUUUUUUGGAAAACCAAUUCGGCUACAAGUGUUGGAUAAUGAAAUAACAAGGAUCUGUUUUUUUGUCAUUUUUAUGACAAAUAUAAAUGUAACUGAUUUUUAUAA